ACUGCAAUCGCUUUUGCCGUCGUAAGACCAUAGGUGAAGAGGUAACAUACUGUAAUUUGAUUCAACAUCUAUCAUGUUCUGUCGAUUGUUAGCCACUUUUUCGUCGACGGUUCUUGUUCUCACAAUAAUUGAAUCGGUGAGAGCGGGCCCUUACUCAAGGGAUGUUGAAGGAUACAAGACGGAACCAGAUCACGAAACAGGAGCCAAGGUAGCGCGAUGGAUAAAGGAAAUGAACAUAAAUCCUGAGGAAAUGGGCAACUACUACGAGGGAGACAUCAUGAUUUCAAACAGCACCACAAGAAACGGUGAUAGAAGAGCACAGCGUUGGAUUAAUGGAGUUAUUCCCUACAAAAUGACUGGUAGCUUCACUCAAGAUCAAAUUAAUAAUAUAUAUCGGGCGAUGAACGAUUUUCAUAGUAAGGCAGGCAUACGAUUUGUACAACGGACGAACCAAUAUGAUCAUAUCGACAUUCGAAACGACAAUUCUGGAUGCUGGAGUUACGUUGGCAGACAAGGCGGUAGACAACAGGUGAACUUGCAGACUCCUGGUUGUACAUAUUACGUAGGAGUCCCCGUACAUGAGCUGAACCACGCCGUCGGCUUUUGGCACGAACAAUCUAGAGACGACCGAGAUUGGUACGUGGACAUCGUUUGGAAUAAUAUUCCAAAAGACAAACAGCAUAAUUUCAAUAAGUAUACCUCGGAUCAAAUCAACUCUUUUAACGUUGUUUACGAUUACGCCAGCGUGAUGCAUUAUUCAGCGAACGCGUUUGCCAUAAACCCCAACCAAAAAACCAUUAUUACAAAGGUAAGUAAUCAAUAUUUUUAUAAAUGUUCUAUAAAUGUCACGUCGUGAGACGGUUGAUUUCUUUGUUAG
This is a messenger RNA of Wasmannia auropunctata (little fire ant), 877 nucleotides long. RefSeq names its product zinc metalloproteinase nas-4-like. Gene Ontology annotation, molecular function: zinc ion binding; metalloendopeptidase activity. Gene Ontology annotation, biological process: proteolysis. The transcript is spliced from 3 exons. NCBI's taxonomy places the organism in Eukaryota, Metazoa, Arthropoda, Insecta, Hymenoptera, Formicidae. The record is from RefSeq and is a predicted model, not a curated record. The coding region runs from base 74 to 856 and encodes 260 amino acids.